AUGGAAAGUGUUGCCACAAGCAGCUUACAAAUCCCUUUGGAUGUCUUCCUUGCAGAGAGGUUGAAGACUCUACCCGUUAACUCUGAAACCAUUGAUGACCACAUGGUUGUCAAUGGUGAGAUCACAUCUCCGGAGAUCGAAAAGCUCAAUAAUGAGCUAUUUGGACCGGAACCAAAACAAUGGGGUGAUAUUCCCAAUUUUAAUAAUCAAAGAGAACGGUCUCUUGAUAUUCUUAUUGAGGAACAUGUGGAUUAUGGAGAAAACAAUGAGGAUCUCUACAAUGGUUACUAUGAUGACCAUUACGUUGACAGGCAAAGACUAUCCCAUCUAGAAAUGAUAACAACUCAACAGUCGACCGGCUGGAAAAGAAGGAGUUCCCUGUAG
Psilocybe cubensis is the source of this 384-nucleotide messenger RNA. RefSeq lists its product as uncharacterized. The coding region runs from base 1 to 384 and encodes 127 amino acids. The transcript is spliced from 2 exons. The record is from RefSeq and is a predicted model, not a curated record. Lineage: Eukaryota; Fungi; Basidiomycota; Agaricomycetes; Agaricales; Agrocybaceae.